CAAUACUUUAGAAUCACCUUGGAUUUCGUUGACUAAAACGACUGGCCAACACUUUUAGCUCCUCACAGCAGCAUAUUCGGCGAAAUGAAUUUAAGGAAGCUUCUCUUGAUUCCUGGCUUGCUGGCCUCUUUUGUUAUUACAUUACUGGCAGGGCCAUUGCCACAACCAUGUGGUAAAAAAAUGUACCCUAAAAAGGUGCUGCGACGUAUACUGAAGGAGAAACGCUUUAUGAUCAUGGAAAACGCCAUGGCUGAGGCAGACGAAUCAGGCCUUAAGAUACCGCUACUAAGAAAAACACGCUCUGCCUCGCCCAUAAUGCAGGGGGCAUCUCCCUGUCAAUGGCAAUGGCGGUCUACAGACCGACCAAGUGAAAUUCCAAGGUUUUUAAGAGAGGCACAUUGUCCAAACUGCGACCAUUACUGUACCGCCAUAAAGUACACAGUUAAAGUUUUGGUCCAAGAUAAGUGCGACCCAAAAAGCGGCUUACCAAUCUGGCGAUGGAAGGAACGUGAAAUAAAAGUUGGGUACUUUUACAAGGGAAGCAGAUAAAACGUAAAUUUGUCUACUUAUGUGAUCAACUGCUCAAGUCUCCUGACGGUGGAAAUGCACACGUGAGCAUUCAGGCGAAGAGAAUCAAGGGAAGUAGUCCAAAAUCACUAUUUUGAUGAGGACAGAGAUUUUUCAAGUGAUAUUCAUGAAUAGAAAGUUUACUUAACGAAUAUAAGAAACUCGUAUUUUUGGCUGCAGUGGGUAUUACCCGGCCUGAUCAGUCAAUUGAAAUCUAUAUUGAGCAAUCACCUAUAUCAAAAAUGGUUUAGGGAAAAUGUUUUUCAAGCACAUGAUCGAUUUGUUAUCUCUGAUAAUCACACGAUCGCCGAUUUCCAUUAGUUUUUUUCUUCAAUUUAUCAGUCUUUCUUAGAAAAACUUUCAACGUUUAGCCGCCGUCAGGAUAUAUGUUCUUUUAAAGCUAAGAAUGCUCUGUCUACAAGAAGGUGAUUAUGGCGAGGUGUGAUAAUAGUUUAAUAUCUCAGCGAGGUCUUUUUGACUUUGACUAAUAUAUUUUCAAUGAUCAGUCAGUUAAAUGUAAAAUUAUUUUGGAUCAAUAUCAGUAUUUUAUUUUAUUUCUUUCUUUGAUCGAUUUCAAUUGAUUUUCAGGUCGGGUUUACUGAGUUCAGCAUAGUUAUCACUUAUAAAUAAAUUAUAUAAAUUUCGUUUCAAAUUAUCAACAAGAGUGCGAGAUAUACCCAGUUUGUAUAGUGUGAAGAUGAAACAAAUAACAAGUAUUUAUUAGUGACCAGUCAUAUUUAUCACCCGUGAAGGAUGGGGGGAGCA
This is a messenger RNA of Pocillopora damicornis (cauliflower coral), 1332 nucleotides long. RefSeq lists its product as uncharacterized. The record is from RefSeq and is a predicted model, not a curated record. Lineage: Eukaryota; Metazoa; Cnidaria; Anthozoa; Scleractinia; Pocilloporidae.